This is a messenger RNA of Notothenia coriiceps (black rockcod), 1416 nucleotides long. RefSeq names its product V-type proton ATPase catalytic subunit A-like. The record is from RefSeq and is a predicted model, not a curated record. The coding region runs from base 16 to 774 and encodes 252 amino acids. Gene Ontology annotation, cellular component: lysosomal membrane. NCBI's taxonomy places the organism in Eukaryota, Metazoa, Chordata, Actinopteri, Perciformes, Nototheniidae. Gene Ontology annotation, molecular function: ATP binding; proton-transporting ATPase activity, rotational mechanism. Gene Ontology annotation, biological process: ATP metabolic process; proton transmembrane transport. The transcript has 6 exons.
UGACACAGUUUUUGUAUGUUGUUGUGUUUAGACAGCGGGUAUCCUGCUUACCUGGGCGCCAGACUCGCCUCCUUCUAUGAGCGCGCCGGACGUGUGAAGUGCCUGGGAAAUCCAGAGAGGGAAGGCAGCGUUAGCAUCGUAGGAGCUGUGUCCCCCCCUGGUGGAGAUUUCUCUGACCCUGUCACUUCAGCCACAUUGGGCAUUGUUCAGGUGUUCUGGGGAUUGGACAAGAAGCUGGCACAGAGGAAACACUUCCCCUCUGUGAACUGGCUGAUUAGCUACAGCAAAUACACACGCGCUCUUGAUGAACAUUACGACAAACAUUUCCCCGAGUUUGUUCCUCUCCGUACAAAAGCCAAGGAGAUCCUACAGGAGGAAGAAGACCUGGCUGAAAUCGUACAGCUUGUGGGCAAGGCUUCUCUUGCUGAGAGCGAUAAGAUCACUCUAGAAGUUGCAAAGCUCAUUAAGGACGACUUCCUGCAGCAGAACGGUUACACCCCCUACGACAGGUUCUGCCCCUUCUACAAAACUGUGGGCAUCCUCUCCAACAUGAUUGCUUUCUACGACAUGGCCCGGCACGCCGUGGAGACCACAGCUCAGAGCGAGAACAAAAUCACCUGGUCCAUGAUCCGGGAGCACAUGGGAGAGAUCCUGUACAAAAUCAGCUCCAUGAAGUUCAAGGACCCUGUGAAGGACGGUGAAACUAAGAUCAAAGCGGAGUUCGCCCAGCUUUUGGAAGACAUGCAGAACGCCUUCAGGACCCUGGAGGAAUGAGUUACCUACCUCUCAGUACAUCUCCCAAAUAUCCAAACCCCAAAUAUCCAAACCCCAGUGCAGUGAAACAUUGUUUGGCCCGUGUUCUUAACGUCUGCCUCAGUCAUGUGAACUAUUGAAUUCCUCUGUGUUUACAUCCCCUUGUACAUUCCUGCACACGUUUCCAUUUCAUUUAGUUGAUUUUGGACUUUUCUUUUCUCAUGAACACCAUACUGAAAAAUGCAAUCUGCUCUGCGGAUGUAGCAACACUUUCAGCCCAUUGCAUUGCACUUAUAGAUCUACAUCGUUAUGUUGUGGUUAAAAUCAGUGGGCCCCAGUAUGAUGCUGUUCUUGCACUCAACCAAUCGCUGCAUCAAUGACAGGCAAGGGAGUUUAUUUUUCUUCAGAUGUGGCGGGGAUCAAUACAGAUUAUUAAUCAAGUGGGAAAUGCGCAUGGGUAAAGGGACAGAUACACUGCAAAACUGAAUAUCAGAGGGUAAAAAUUCUUCAAGCUCUUAAAGUGUGAUAGUGAUGUUGUGGAAAAUAUACUUGAUAUUAUGUGCAAAACUGUGAAUGAAUGAUUCUGUUAGAGUUGUGUUAUAAAAUAUGUCUCUAUUAUAUUUGUGGGUUGUUGCUGUCUCCUGAAAUAAAUGUUAAAAUGAC